CAGCCAUUGCAAGCCUGUGCUAACCUGCAUUCUUCUCUCUUGUAUUAUAGUUGAAUACCAUUGAUACCUGUUCGGCCUUUGUCCAGCAAUUCGUUGGUUUCAUGCGGCUCACUAAUCCUCAAUUGCUGCUUUUGUUGUGGAAAAUUCAUCUUGGAUAAUGGAUACUCCCCAGGUGCAAGUUGGGGUGCCGGAGGAAGCUCAUACUCCUGGAAACACUCAGUCCCACAAUGCAGAAAGCAUAAAUACUCCUGAUGGGGAUUUGAACACUGUUUCAAAAGCAGGCAAUGAUUCUCAGACUGCAACAACACCGGAUAUUGUCAUGUCUGACGCGCGUCCAGCUCCUGAGCAAGAGCCAAAACCAUCAGACCCUAGAAGAAAUGCUGGCCUUCAAUUUCUUGAUUUCUUGACAUCGCCUAUUGUGGAACUUGUUGUCGGGUCUGGUCAAUCCAGGACCGUCUUGACUGCGCACCAAAGCCUACUUCUAGAAUCCCCGCUCCUCACGGAGAAAGUUGCAACAUUCGGAGAAUCAGGUCCUCGGCGCAUCGAGCUUCCAGCAGAGGAUGUAGAAGCUUUCGGCUAUUUUCUGCAGUUCCAGUACACGCGUGACUAUUCUACCGCUCGCGCUGAAGCUCAUACUGGGCAAGAAGCUGUAGUUGGAGAUGACGACAGCGGAGAACAGCUGCUGAAACACGCGCGCGUGUAUACCUUAGCGGAAAAAUUGGGAAUACCAUCGCUGAAAACCAUCGCACACUCAAAGAUUCAUCGUAUCAACAGCACAUCUCAAGGAGAGAUUGCCUACGCCCGAUAUGUGUACACGAAUACCCCCGCUGACGAUGUCACUAUUCGCAAACCAGUAGCUACAUUUUGGGCUCUGCGAAGCCAUGUGUUACGUCAUGAAGCUGAGGACGAAUUUAAGAAGCUAUGCAUAGAUGUGCCUCAAUUUUGCUACGACGUGCUCAGCCUUGUCCUGGACCAGAAGGAGAAACGUGCACAAGAUAGGGCAGAGGCAGAGUCGGGGGUCAAAGGAAGUGGAAGGAAGCGACUACGCAGUGGUCUCUAGUUUUCAGGUCUGCACCGAAUGACAAGUGCAUUUAAUCGGAG
Molecule: messenger RNA, 1101 nt
Organism: Aspergillus homomorphus CBS 101889
Lineage: Eukaryota; Fungi; Ascomycota; Eurotiomycetes; Eurotiales; Aspergillaceae
Exons: 3
Coding region: 158-1060 (300 amino acids)
Source: RefSeq, a predicted model, not a curated record